Molecule: messenger RNA, 2463 nt
Organism: Closterium sp. Naga37s-1
Lineage: Eukaryota; Viridiplantae; Streptophyta; Zygnematophyceae; Desmidiales; Closteriaceae
Source: the annotation of a GenBank genome assembly
AUGUCUUUCCAUGUCUUGGCCUCAAAUGACCGGCCAUGCAGCAGCACCACCGUCAUUCCCGAGGCUCCCCCACCCGCACCCUCCGCUCCUCCUCCUCCUCCUCCCGUCCCGGGCUUCCUGGAACCUUCCAGGAACCGCAGCGUCACGCGCUGCCGCCCCUCCUCCUCCGUGAUUUCCGGCGGGAGAUUCACCACCGUUUCUUUCUCCUCCACUAGGACCUCCGCGGGACGCGCCGCCAUCGCCGCGGGGUCGCCGCCGGGAUUCACGCCGCGGUCAGCGGAGGAAGAGGAGGAGGAGAAGGCGGCGGACGGCGAGGAGUCGCGGCGCGCGACUAGGAGGACCAGCGCGGUUACUAAGAUCGCGACCGUUAGGAGGAAUCCUCGAGUCGGCAGGCUGAGCGAGUCUAUGUACAAUCGCACGAAGCUGCUAUUGCUGCUAUCGCCGCCUCGCGGCGCGUUCGCAUGCGAUGUUCCUAGUGACCUACGCAUGAGUGCUGACGUGGCUGGUGAGUAUUGGUCCGCCGCUGCUCGCACUCGCCUGUUCCCCCCGCGCCAUGCGUCCCCCGGCCUCCGCCAGCCCUUGGCUCCGCGACCCCGCCGACUCCUCAUUUCCGCCGCCGGGCGCAGCAAAGCCGCCCCGCGCGUGGUUCGGCGGAAGGUUUCCCCCGCGCACAUGCGCCGGCUGCAGAAGCGCCCCGGCGGCAUCCACCGGACAAACCUGUACCGCCGCGGGCGGCGCGGCGGGCGGCAGCUGAGCCAGGACGAGCUGACAUCACGCCUGCUGCAGAGCCCGCAACUCGCGGCGGGAAAUGCGGCGGGCUGGCCGCUUCUUAGUGCGUGUCUGUCCCCGUUGCCCUUAGCGCGGGAGGAUCGGGAGUGGAUCUGGGCGAAUGGGGAUGAGAUUAAGGAGGGUUUGGGGCUUUUGAUGGCAGAAGGGGGGGAUUGGUGGGAGACAGCGGGGGAGGGUUCAGGGUUUAGGGAUGGGGAGGAGGGGGAAGAGGAAGGGGAAGGGGAAGAGGGGGAAUGGGAAUAUGGGGAUGAUGAUGAAUAUGAGGAAGGGGAGGGGGAGGAGGAGGGGGAAAGUGAAGGGGAGGAGGAGUGGGGAAGUGAGGAGGAAUGGAGAGACGAAAGGAGAGGCGAGCUCGCGGUCAAAAGCGGUGCUGAUAGUAAGGGGGAUGGCAGUGCUGUGAGAAGAGAUCCUGUAGCAGGAAGGGCAGGAGGAGCAGUCACGGCAGCAGGAGGAGCAGCCACAGGAGCAGCAAGAGAUUCAGCAGCAGGCUCCAGCACGGGUGAAAGGAGUCAAAGAACACCUGGUGUUUCAGAUAGCAUCAGCAGCAGAGGUUUGGGGUUUUUGGUUGGCAAGGACGCUGGAGCUGGGGAGGUGGGAGGAGAGGAGGACAUCCACGUGGCGGAUGAGGAUUCGUUCAAUCCUGCCAGCAAGCUAGAAGAGCUUCUUUACCUCUCGUACAUGCACAGGUGGGUGCCACGUGUCAUAACAACACUGGAUAUGCACAGGGACCAGCCGGACAAGUCACGGUUUCUCAAGGUGGCGGGGUCGCGACUGGCGUUUCUUGGCGGUGAGAUGGUGCUUGGUGUGACAGGUGGUGCUACAGGCGGCAUGGGCGGGUUCGUGCUGGAGUUGGCUCUGGCUGAGAUGCUGCUGCAGUGCUACCCCAGGGAACCGGUAGCAUCGCUAAGGGAGAGAGCCAGAGAGUUGGGCAACAAGCGCCGCUUCCCGCUGCUGCUCUGCGCACUCACUGCUGCUCUCUCCCUCCUCAUGCUUCUCUCUCCCCCUUCAGUGCUACCCCCGGGAACCAGUGGCAUCCCUAAGGGAGAGAGCCAGGGAGCUGGGCAACAAGCGCCGCUUCCCGCUGCUGCUCACCCAGGCGGGGCUGGACCGCCUGGUGUUCCCCGGCGCUCUGCUCAUGCGCGCCCCCACCAACCUGAGGCAACUCGCCGCCAAGUGAGUGGACUUGUCACUCUGGGCUUUAAGGCACGUGCUGGGUUCAUUAGGGUUCAGGUUGGUUCGCUGCUGCUCACCCAGGCGGGGCUGGAUCGCCUGGUGUUCCCCGGCGCUCUGCUCAUGCGCGCCCCCACCAACCUGCGUCAAAUGGCCGCCAAGAGUGUCUUCACCUCCCUAAUCGCCUCGGCCUAUCUCACACCCGGCAUGCCGGAGGUGUACAGGCUGCUGUUUGAGGUGUUCGGUUUGGACCCCGACCAUCUCAAGAUGCGCCCCAAGAUCGUUCCUGCUCCACCUCUACCAUUCACAUUCAUUCUCCCUCCCCUCCCACGCUGCAUGCCGGAGGUAUACAGGCUGCUGUUCGAGGUGUUCGGUUUAGACCCCGACCAUCCCGAGAUGCAACCCAAGAUCGAGCGCGUGCGUGACGAGGAUUUCAUGCAUGCUGACCUGGACGGCGACCCGCUGACGUGGCGUGAUGUGGCGUGCUACCAGGUGUGUGUGUGA